GUAGUGUGGCGCUCCUGGGAAGACGCGUUGCUAGGGGCGCUGCUGUUGCUAAGGUAAAUGCGGCCUAGUUUCCUCCUGCAGCCCGGUCUCACCUCCGCUGUCAUGUUGAAGGCAGUGAAAUUGGCAGCUUUGCCUGCCAGUCUGGGUUUUGCUGCUUUUCAUGUGCACGCAGAAAGUGAAACAAAGACUUCGCCCAAAAGAGUCGUGAAACUGGAAGAGCUUUCUCUGUAUUCCACCCCAGUGCAAGAAGCCAGAUUUGUUGAAGAGAAGCCGACCGAACUGGAAGAAGGAAUUUCAUGGCUCAGACAGUCUGCAGCUCCGUAUACUAGCUGGUGUCAGGAUGUAUACACAAAGGGCAAACCUAAGGUGGAGACUGCAGUGGAUCAUUCAAAGGUGACAUAUGCAUAUCUAAAAGAUGCACCCCCCGGAUUCUACCCCAGACUUGGCCUGAUUGGAUUUGCGGGAAUUGUUGGCUUAUUCCUUGCAAGAGGUUCAAGAAUAAAGAAAAUAAUAUAUCCUCUGGGAUUUAUGGGAAUUGGUGCCUCCCUCUAUUACCCCCAACGGGCAGCUACAAUUGCAAAGGGCACAAGUACAGUGCUAUAUGACUGGAGCCUCCAAGGCCUUGUAACCCUAGAGUCUUUGUGGAAAGAUGGCGGAAAAAAGAAGUCUGGGAAAAAAGAAGAAAAGCCUACCCCAUCUGUAAAUAGUUCCCAGCUAUCAACAGAGGAGGCUACAAAGCUUGAGAGUUCAUCUGAAAGCUCCAAAUAAAGGUUCCUCCAUUGUGCGGUUACAUUGUGGAACAGCUUCCAGUCCAUCUCAGGAAAUCCACAACUUGCACUGAUACACCAGAGGGGAUGUCUUUGUGAACUAAGGCACAUGCACUAAGCAAUUACUCAUAAUCCAAAGUCACAUGCUGUUAUUUAUGUACCAAGCCAGCCAAUAAAAUCUUUUAUUUGCA
Molecule: messenger RNA, 958 nt
Organism: Nanorana parkeri
Lineage: Eukaryota; Metazoa; Chordata; Amphibia; Anura; Dicroglossidae
Gene: APOO
Product: apolipoprotein O
Exons: 9
Coding region: 58-768 (236 amino acids)
Biological process (GO): cristae formation
Cellular component (GO): MICOS complex
Source: RefSeq, a predicted model, not a curated record